AUGGCCACACUCAAGGUCCAGCCUGAAGCCCAAGCCAAGGUGGAUGUGUUCCGUGAAGACCUGUCUACCAAGACAGAGAACCUGCUUGGGAGCUAUUUCCCCAAGAAGAUUUCUGAAUUGGAUGCAUUUUUAAAGGAGCCAGCCCUUAAUGACGCCAACCUGAGCAAUCUGAAGGCUCCAUUGGACAUCCCAGUGCCUGAUCCAGUCAAGGAGAAAGAGAAGGAGGAGCGGAAGAAACAGCAGGAGAAGGAAGACAAAGAUGAAAAGAAGAAAGGGGAAGAUGAAGACAAAGGUCCUCCCUGUGGCCCAGUAAAUUGCAACGAGAAGAUUGUGGACCUCUUGCAGCGCCUGAAACCUGAAAUCAAAGAUGUCAUUGAGCAACUCAACCUGGUCACCACCUGGUUGCAGCUGCAGAUACCUCGGAUUGAAGAUGGGAACAACUUCGGAGUGGCUGUGCAACUGGAAGGCUUCCACACUCAGAUCUCCAAGUAUUUCUCUGAGCGGGGCGAUGCAGUGACCAAAGCAGCCAAGCAACCCCAUGUGGGUGAUUAUCGGCAGCUGGUGCAUGAGCUGGAUGAGGCAGAGUACCGGGACAUUCGACUGAUGGUCAUGGAGAUCCGUAAUGCUUAUGCUGUGCUAUAUGAUAUCAUCCUGAAGAACUUCGAAAAGCUUAAGAAGCCCAGGGGAGAAACGAAGGGAAUGAUCUAUUGAGGGCCUCCACUCUCAUUUUGUGAUGGGUAGAGCAGACCCUCCUACCUUUCAUCAGGGAUUCCAGACCUUCCCCCCAAAUUUCUCUCCUGUUGAGGUUUCUCUCUCACCUUGCCAUCCACGCACAAUAAAUAUAGUCAUACCAUUGCCCGUCA
Molecule: messenger RNA, 863 nt
Organism: Orycteropus afer afer
Lineage: Eukaryota; Metazoa; Chordata; Mammalia; Tubulidentata; Orycteropodidae
Source: RefSeq, a predicted model, not a curated record